Acanthamoeba castellanii str. Neff is the source of this 504-nucleotide messenger RNA. Its product is annotated as RNA recognition motif domain containing protein. The transcript is spliced from 5 exons. The record is from RefSeq and is a predicted model, not a curated record. Gene Ontology annotation, molecular function: RNA binding. NCBI's taxonomy places the organism in Eukaryota, Discosea, Longamoebia, Acanthamoebidae. The coding region runs from base 1 to 504 and encodes 167 amino acids.
AUGGAGCACAAGCUCUACGUAGGCAACCUCGCCCCGACUGCCAACGAGUACAUUCCUCAUGCCAACAAGCCAAAUCUGUAUGGCAAGAUUGUGAGAGAACAGUUCAUCUGGCACAAGCAUGGACCCAAGCGAGGCGAACCCAAGGGCUUCUGCUUCGUUGAGUUUGCCACCAAGCAGGAAGCGCAGACGGCCAAGGAAAGGGCCAACGGCAGGAUGUUCCUCGGGCGUCCCCUGGUCGUGCGCUUCGUCGAUGAGAAGGUGUUGUACUCCAACGACCGGCUCUCCGAUGACAGUGCGGUGGUUGAAGCGGAGAAGGCCCGCAAACAGGAGAAUGAGAGAGAUAAGGAACAUAAGAGGAUCAGCAACGAGGCCAAGAUCAAGGCCAUCCAGGCCAAGCUGGCGCUGAUGAAGAAGGAGACACCACCAGCCUCAUCAGAUGCAGGAGGCAAGCAGCCCUCGUCGUACAGCGCCCGCAACCCGAGCCUCCGCGACAGGCCCUACUGA